Messenger RNA from Candidozyma pseudohaemuli, 7482 nucleotides. RefSeq lists its product as uncharacterized. Lineage: Eukaryota; Fungi; Ascomycota; Pichiomycetes; Serinales; Metschnikowiaceae. The transcript is spliced from 3 exons. Gene Ontology annotation, biological process: amino acid transmembrane transport; positive regulation of GTPase activity; regulation of small GTPase mediated signal transduction. Gene Ontology annotation, cellular component: membrane. Bases 1 to 7482 code for a protein of 2493 amino acids. Gene Ontology annotation, molecular function: amino acid transmembrane transporter activity; GTPase activator activity. The record is from RefSeq and is a predicted model, not a curated record.
AUGCUUAUAGCUACCUGGCUUUUAAUGGCCAUUUCAUCCGCAUCGACCCUCCCAAAAUGGAUUGCCGAGGACAGCUACAUUCUCAAUCAGAUAGACGAAGAGAAGAUAGAGAUAGAUAAUAUACUAAAGUCCCCCACUCACUUCAAAGACUUGCCACCGAUCCUAAAGCUGCCUAAGAGCCACGAGAAGACUUUGAAAGAGGGAGAGAUACCACAAUAUGUGAUCGAUUAUGCUCCUUUUGUACAUCUCUACUCCGAGGAGAGGUACUUGCCCUACGACAUCAAGGAGUAUGUGACCCAUUUCCAUGCUACUCACAAGAACGGUACAACCAUUCCCGGUACUGAUAACGGCAGGCUAAACAUCACAUCGUUAAGUAAACUUCCGAAGCGCCCGGCCGUUUAUCUCACGGCAGAUGAGGACUUCGACACUGACCCUGACUGGAUCACGGGUGUGAAGAAUAAGCCAAACUUGGUGAACGGAGAGAUUAAGGAUGCACCAGCCACUUUGAUCAUCGUGGACAAAGGAAACGGCUGGGUGGAUGCAUUCUGGUUUUACUUCUACUCGUUCAACCUUGGUCCGUUUGUGAUGGGGCUGGGCCCUUAUGGAAACCAUGUGGGUGACUGGGAACAUUCAUUGGUAAGAUUUUACAAGGGUAAGCCCGUGAUCGUUUGGAUGUCAGCUCACGGCGGAGGUGGCGCCUACUACUACAAGCACCUCGAGAAGUACGAGCUCGACCCAAAACACCCCAUCAUUUUCUCAGCCAGAGGCACUCAUGCUAACUACGUCUCGGUGGGUACUCAUCCUCACGAUUUGCCAUACGAAAUCUUGUGUGAUUUUACUGAUAGAGGUCCAUUGUGGAAUCCUACCAAGAAUUACUUGGCCUACUCCUACGAUGGCAAAUUCGUCUACCCUGCUGAGAACAACACCAACACUAAGCAUCGGGGUAGAGAGGCGACUUACGGUGACUGGUUGACCUUUACAGGCCACUGGGGCGAUAAGAAACUCGCGAACGACGACCCAAGGCAAAGCCAUUCUCUCAUCGGUGGCUUCAAAUACAUCGAUGGUCCCAAGGGCCCAUUGAAGAAAAACUUAUUGCGUAUCAUUCCCUGUGAGAGGCACAAGUGGUGGAAUUUCUGGAAUGGUUGCAAUGUGAGAGAGAACAUCAAGUGGGGAAUCGGCGUGGAGAGUGAAGGUUAUAAUUGUGGCAAUAUGUUUGUCAACAUGAGGCCAAGGUGGCUCAAAAAGAUUUUGCAACAAAUGGCAGAGAGCUCAUCAUAUCUAGAAAAGUUCUCAGACAAUGAGAUCCACCAAAGAUCCUAUAAUGCCAAUUCUGAAAAGCCAGGCAGAUGGCAGAACUUCAAAGACUCAUUCAAACGUGUUAAUGUAGAAGAUGACAUCGAUCCCGAUCUUUCGGAUAUCGAGAGAGCCAAUCUUCUAACGUCGAAGCUGCCGCUACAAAGAAAGCUCAAGUCCAGAAAUAUCACAAUGAUUGCGAUCGGGUCCUCCAUUGGAAGUGCACUUUUUGUGGGUUCCGGCUCGGCUCUUAGUACGGGUGGACCCGGUGGUAUAUUGAUUGGCUGGACAAUAACUGGUUUGGCUAUUUUCACGACAAUGCAGAGUUUGGGAGAGCUCUCUGUAGCAUUUCCCGUCAGCGGUGGCUUCAAUCUUUAUGCCAGUCGUUUCAUUGAUCCCUCUGUUGGAUUUGCUGUGGCAUGGAACUACUUCAUCCAAUUCUUGGUGUUACUCCCAUUGGAGCUCGUGAGUAGCUCUAUCACCAUGAAAUUCUGGAAUACCUCGGUGAAUCCCGACAUUUGGGUUCUUAUAUUUUACAUUGUCGUCUGCUCCAUCAAUAUGAUUGGCGUGAGAGCCUACGGAGAAGCCGAAUUCAUCUUCUCUUUGAUCAAGGUCACUGCAGUUAUCGGAUUCAUUAUUGUCAGCAUCGUUCUUGCUGCGGGCGGCGCUCCAAACGGAGUUCAUCACGGCGCUGAGUUCUGGCACAAUCCUGGAGCUUUUGCCAAUGGCUUCAAGGGUGUGGCUUCUGUGUUCGUUACCGCUGCUUUUGCCUAUGCUGGUGUUGAACUUGUUGGUUUAGCUGCAGCUGAAUCUGAAAACCCAAGACGUGCAUUGCCCCGUGCUAUCAAACAGGUGUUCUGGAGAAUCUUGAUGUUCUACUUGGUUUCCCUCACCUUGAUUUGUUUCCUUGUUCCUUACAACUCCGACAGACUUUUGGGAGCAUCAUCUGUGGAUGUGACUGCGUCUCCUUUUGUCAUUGCUAUCGAAAGUGGUGGUAUUAGCGGAUUGCCUCAUGUUAUGAAUGCUGUCAUUUUGAUUUCAGUUAUUUCAGUGGCAUCUACCUCAGUAUAUGCUUCGUCUCGUACGCUCACCUCGUUGGCUGAACAAGGUUUGGCCCCAUCUUUCUGCGCUUACAUUGACAGAGCGGGCAGACCUUUGGCUGCCAUCAUCAUUUGCAACAUUUUCGCCCUUCUUGCAUUCAUCGCUGCCAGUAACAAGGAAGCCGAAGUGUUCGAUUGGCUCAUGAGUAUUUCAGCAUUGAGUUCCAUUGCAUCAUGGAUUAGUAUCAAUUGGGCCCACAUUAGGUUCAGAAGAGGUCUCAAAACGCAAGGUAGAAGUACCGACGAAUUGACAUUCGUUGCUCAAACCGGUGUGAUUGGCUCUUAUCUUGGUGGAACCAUCUUCGUUUUGGUGUUGAUUGCCCAAUUCUGGAUCGCAUUGUUCCCAGUGGGCGACAAGUCGAGUGCUUACAAUUUCUUCUUGUCAUAUUUGGGAGGUGUCAUUUUGAUUGUAUUUUACAUCGGUCACAAGAUCUGGAAGAGAAACUGGAUCUUGCAAAUUCCUUCUAGAAAACUUGAUCUCGACACUGGACGCAGAGAGCCAGAUUUGGAGCUUUUGCGUGAACAGCUCAGACAAGAAAGGGCCUUUUUACGUGGAAAGCCUUGGUCGCUCAAACCUGCCCUGGGUAAUGUACCUGUGGUUAUCAACGCCAAAGUGGUCGGUGGUGGAGCUGAUAUGCAAAAGCUCCUACUGCAACUUCAAACUGGAAGCGCUUCUACAAGGGCACAGGUUGCCACACAAAUCACAGAAGCACUAGAAAAGUACUACUUAUCAUCAAUUCCUGAGGUCUGGUACCUCGCCCGAGAUCUAUGCGAUUCUCAGCACCCAGGUGGUGUAAGAAGAUCGGCAUUGAAACUCCUCGUCAAAUGCAUACAACAGGACGAGGAUGCUGUGAGCAACAGACUCAAGUUUUACUCUGAUAUUGUUGAGUUUUGCAAAGUUUCCGAGACAAAAGUUGAUAACGAGUUUGACUUGUUCUUGAGUGCUCUCAAGGCUCUCACUAAUGAUGGAAGAGAUAUACACGACCUUUACAUUUAUGAUCAGAAUGGAAGUUUCUCUGAGUUCCUAUUUCGCUGCUUCAAAGCUUUGGCAGGCCAUGCAAAGAAGUACUCAGAUGGGCCGGACCCUUCCAAAGAUGAUCGAACGUUCCACAACCUUAUCGAUCUCACUAGCUAUAUCACCAAUUGCGUUCAGUUCAAUUACGCAUUAACAGAAGAUCAAUCAUUCAGCUCAAUUGUGAACGUUCUUGUGAGGCUGAGCCUUGAAACAAAAAAUCUGACAAUUGUGUCAGUGUAUCUUGAUUUGGUGAAGUAUAGUAUUGUUCUUAUCUCAGCUGCAGAGGACGUGUUCCGGGAUGUGGUGAAACUAUUAUGCUACGUAUAUGCCACAUUUAUUGAUUUACGACUGACUUGUUCCGAUCUCAUCAAACAGUGUUGCAUUGAAUCACCUACUCCUGUGAUCUCAACGUUGGGGUCUGUGAUUUUCAACAAUGAUGUCAUAAAAUAUAGCAAUGAUACAGACCCAUCGCAGGAUAUGACACGAACCAAAACUUUUGAUGGCAUGCUGCACAUUUCGUCUUGCCUUGGAGCAAUUAGCAUUCUUGAAAGUGUCUUUAUACAAAUAUGUUCGGACAGAAAGAUGUCAGAUAUCACGUUUGUGAUUGACCAGGCAUACGAUGAUAUCGUUGACGCUUUGAGUUUGAGAAUUCCAUUCAUUAAUUCCGCCUUCCUCAGUAUGUUCAGUCGACUUUUCGACCUGGACGAGCAUGGCAGUACAUUCGCUAACGAUAGCUUGUUUACAAAGCUUUUUCCAUUCUACCUGUGGUACUCCACUUCACGAUCUGUUUUCAAUAUUCUUCGCUUCAUGGAUGUUAAUACAGAACAAGAUGCAGAGAAUUGGCUCACUAUUUGCGAUGCUCUCAACGCUAGAUACGCUCAAGAAGACCUCACUGCCCCCAAGGACGCAUUGGCAGAUUUAUUCAUGACUCAUCCAUCAGCUGUGAGUGACAAUGCUGCUACUUUUGCAAUUGAAUAUUUCAAGGAUGAGAGGCUCUGCCUGGUGUUCAAUUCUCUGUGGAAAGGAAAUUGUCAAAGACUUCUCAACGCACACUUUUACGCUAGCGGUGCAUCUUCAGAAAGCAAAAAGAAUGUAUUGAUCACAAUCAAAGAAGCUCACGAAUCGUCGUUAACCUUGUUUGAUGAUGCGAGCAUCGCCCGCAUCAUUUUAGAUGUCCUUGAGCGUUCUUUCCAAGAACAAGAUCCCGUCACAAUUGAGUAUCUCUACGGUGACUUUUUGCAUGACUUCAUGUCACUUUCCAAUCACUCAAUGGUAAAGCAAAUAUUUGAAGUAUUUCACUCAGCGUUCAAACCUGAUCCCCCAAAGCCAGAAAGACAGAAAAGCAUGCGCUCGCUUAGCUCAAGAGGCUCUGGAAGAUACUUUCAAACUUCACUGCGCCAAUUGAGUGUUGUUUCUGACCGAAGCACACAGCUGCAAAGAACGCUCAAUCCAAAGGUUUUCGAUCGCCUAGCACAAACCAUCUCAAAAUUUUUCAUUACUUCCUCAAUUUCGAAUCCCGAUGAUGCAAUCGAAACGUAUAACUUCAUGACAAGGUUUCUUCGCUUUUGCAUUGAUCAAGCACAUAUAUCUGCGCUGAUUGCUUUGCUUCGAAGCUUAGUCAGAAUAAGAGUAUCAAGCAGAGGACGUGUUUAUUUUACAGAGGUUACAGAUAUGGGUGGAUUAGCGAGUGCUUUCAAAAGAGCUUCUUCUGAUCCCAAUUUCGAUGGAAGUAAGAGCAUAUUGUGGGAAUAUCCAGAGAGCCUUGCAUAUAUUCCUGAGGGCUAUCUCGACAGACCGACCAAGAUUAUACUUCUGCAACUGAUUUCAUUACCAGAGACGAAAGGAUCCGAGAAUCAAUCCACCUUAGAUAUUGGGCACUGGGUGGAUACCGUGCGUCUUAUUAUUACUAACUAUUACCAUUGGGAGGUCUAUUCCUUUGUUUGGGCUCAUUACUGCUCGCAGUUGAGUAACAUGUCUCUUUUCAAGACUCAAGAGGCUCAUAUUCUUGAUCUUCAAAAAAUUGUCUGCGAUCAGCUCAUGCUCAAUUUGCCAACGUCCGAAGCGUUCCCAACUGAGCAUACGAGUGUCACCAAGUCGGACCUACAGGUGGCAUUGGUGCGUAUUCUUUCUUCUUUACUUGGUUACCACGGGCUUUUCACAAAAGCAGAUGAAGAUCAAGUUGUCAGCUCAAUUAUAUUUGCCAUGGGCUCUUACGAGAGGACCGCAAUUCCGUGCAUCCAUAUCUUGAAUGUCUGCUGCUACGAGAUUCCACUUUCCAUUAAGAAAUUUUUGACUGCUAUUCUCACAAAACUCCAGACUGGAGUCACGAGUUCAUUUGCAAGUCCUCCAACGUUGGAAUUCAUGAUGUCUUUGAUCAACCUGCAAGCAAUCACCUCGAGUUUCACAAUUGAUGAUUACAAGAGGUUCUUCGCAAUUGCAUUCAAGUACAUUCAAUACGCUUCGAUGUUGAGAGCUCAAAUUUCGCAAGGUAAAGCGUCAAAAGAACAGGAAGAUGUUUUGCAGAAACACGGAGUAGAUGCAAUAGUUGAACAGAAAGCCUCAACACAAUUGACACCGAUCACACCUAUUAUGAACGAGUAUCUUUAUCUUAUAUCAUAUAGAUUGAUCGCUCGUUUAUUCCUUACCAUUAAUCUCAACGACAGGCGUAAGUUGAGUCCCUUUUUAUUGAGGAACUUGGUGCUUGCAAAUCAAAUUGAUGAAACUGACAUCAAACAUGAGCCAACAAUUGCAUUGGCAGACUUCCUCAUCCGAUUUGCUUGCAGCGACAUCCCGCUCAAAGUUGUCAUCCCUCCAAAGCCGAGCCUCGAAAAGACCAAUGAUGUUACUAACAGUUGGCUUUUAGGAUCAGUUAUCAUGACAAUCACGACAAACACCAUAAAUGGCGAUUCUUUGAUCACUGUGAGAAGGCCCACCAGCGUCUCCGUAUUCCGUAUUCAGUUUGAUCCCUCAAUGUUACAGACAACGACAAACUCUGAUGGAAACCAGAGAUUGGUGCUCAAUUCAUAUUUCUUAUUGCAAGUGACCAACUUUUUAGAGGUCAAGGAGCAAUUGAAGCCUGUUCCGUUGCUAGAGGAUGCAGCCACAGAACGUGCACUUGGAUCCCUUGAUAGAACUCCUGUUGUUUCGUUUCAUAAGGCCGGCAUUGUAUAUAUAGGGUCAGGUCAGACUGAUGAAACGGCAAUAUUGGGGAACACCGUUGGAUCGGCCAGCUAUCACAGAUUCCUUGACCUGCUUGGAAGGCUUAUACGCUUGAAAGAUGCAGACUCUGUCUAUGUCGGAGGCUUAGAUAAGGAAAAUGGCAGCGACGGGGAGUAUGCUUAUAUUUGGGGUGAUACAAUUUCACAGACGGUUUUUCAUGUUACAACGCUCAUGCCGAAUGUUGCAUCCGACAAGUAUCACUCAUUCAAAAAGAGACAUAUUGGAAACAAUCAUGUCAAUGUUUACUUUGAUGAAUCAGGCCACAGCUUCAAUUUUAACACCAUCAAGUCACAGUUCAACUUCCUAAAUAUUGUGAUCACGCCGCAUACGCCACUUCAGAGAGCAGGGGGUAACGUCGAGGCGGAGGUAUUCAAAGUUAAAACAUUCCGGCGCCACGGGGUGCCUGGUAUUUUUUCAACGACUCAUUUUAAAUUGAUCUCAGCGGAACAAUUACCCACGUUUAUCCGAAACUCCAUUUUGAUCUCCGACAAGUUUGCACAGGUCUGGCAUAAUUGCAGCAACGGAGAAUACGUCUCAAAUUGGCAAUUACGAGUGCGCCAAAUCGAAUCGAUACGCAAAAGAACUCUAGAGUUACACAAGACGAAUCAGGAGCAACAGAAGAAGCAGGGCAAGGAAAAUCCACACUCGUCAGACGGCGCCGUCGGAGGGCCGAAUAUGUCAGCACCUGACGUCAUUGCCACUGACAUGACAAACUCGUUUUUGGAGCAAUUACAGGGAGGCGUUACCAAUGGUAGCGGAGAAGAAUUCAACCAAGCUACCAAUUCCCGUUAUGACUAUGCAACGGGUGAGGACCACGGAGCCUACCAACGUAUUGAGUUUGGCUCUUAUACGUAG